Molecule: messenger RNA, 646 nt
Organism: Suillus fuscotomentosus
Lineage: Eukaryota; Fungi; Basidiomycota; Agaricomycetes; Boletales; Suillaceae
Exons: 3
Source: RefSeq, a predicted model, not a curated record
AACUAUACUAUAUCUGGUCAAUGCUAGAAUCUUUGAUUAUCCUCGUGCCGCUUCACAUAUCAUUACUCACAUAAACGCAUGGUUUUCGUGUGUUCGGUUCAAGGAUCGGCAAGAGAUCAAACCAAGGAUGGUGGUGGGAUCACUUCGUGGAGCACCCAGGUUAUGCUGUCAAAGACCCAGCUUCGAUGGUCAGUGGAAAGGCAAAGGUAGUGUGUGCAAGGCUCUAUGAGCAACGUGUUGCGCAUGAGCAGGCAAUGGAUGAGCAGCAGGUACACUUGGGCCAGCGAGAUGCACCAAGGGACGAAGUGGCAAUAGCAGGCACUCUUUGGGCUAGUGGCCCGAAUGAUCCCCAACGCAACUGAGACACUCACCCUUCUGGCAGAACUCAAGAUGUAUGUUCACGAAGAGCAUGUACGCAACGAUGUGGUCAAGAAGUGGCUUCAACGCCGGUACUGUGACACCGAGGCCACUGACAAAGCAGAGCCUACUCAAGUAGUUCAUGCAGUUGGCGACAAUCUAUCAGGAGAAAGCAGCGAACGGGAGCCACCCAGCCUCGCUUUCGAGAGGCGAGGGAUAAGUGAUGUUGCAGCAGACCUUAUCCGAGCUGUUCAGGAGGAGAAGGAGAUUUCCACCACAGAAUCAAUGC